Molecule: messenger RNA, 6731 nt
Organism: Peromyscus maniculatus bairdii (prairie deer mouse)
Lineage: Eukaryota; Metazoa; Chordata; Mammalia; Rodentia; Cricetidae
Source: RefSeq, a predicted model, not a curated record
GAGGACGCGGCGGGCGGCGCUUCCUUGGCUGCUCCGCUUGCAGUCGGCGGAGCCCGCCGAGCCCAGGUCUUCCACUUCCGCCGGCCGCUGCCAGGAGCGGAGCCCGGAGAAGUCGGCGGCCGCCCCGCAGCCGCGCGUCCGCCUCCCGCCCUCGCCUUCCCUCGGAGUCCAGCCGGCCGUCCCAGGCCCCGCUCUGCCGAGCCCGCAGCCCACGCCGCGGCCGACAUGAGCUUCUUGUUAUGAGGGCAUUGAAUCUACAGAAACUGGAGUGCCACGUGAUUACUGUGACCUGAAUCUGGGUUCUCUGGGAGAUCUUGGUAGUCGCUCUUCGAAAACUUUUAAACCAAAGAAGAACAUCCCAGAGGGUUCUCACCAGUAUGAGCUCUUAAAACAUGCAGAAGCCACACUUGGCAGUGGCAACCUGCGGAUGGCCGUCAUGCUUCCUGAGGGAGAGGAUCUGAACGAGUGGGUUGCAGUUAACACUGUGGAUUUUUUCAAUCAAAUCAAUAUGCUUUAUGGAACCAUCACAGACUUCUGUACAGAGGAGAGUUGUCCGGUGAUGUCAGCUGGACCAAAAUAUGAAUAUCAUUGGGCAGAUGGAACAAACAUAAAAAAGCCUAUCAAGUGCUCUGCACCAAAGUAUAUUGAUUACCUGAUGACCUGGGUUCAGGACCAGCUGGAUGAUGAAACGUUAUUCCCAUCAAAAAUUGGUGUUCCAUUCCCGAAGAAUUUCAUGUCCGUGGCAAAAACAAUUCUCAAACGACUCUUUAGAGUUUAUGCUCACAUUUAUCAUCAACAUUUUGACCCUGUGAUCCAGCUUCAGGAGGAAGCACAUCUCAAUACAUCUUUCAAGCACUUUAUUUUUUUUGUUCAGGAGUUCAACCUUAUUGACAGAAGAGAACUUGCACCACUCCAAGAACUGAUUGAAAAACUCACUUCAAAGGACAGAUGAAAGGAUGAAAGCCGUUAAUUCUUCCUCCCCUGGAGCUGUGAGGGGUUUAUUUGGGCUUUGUUAUAUUUUGUUUUUAUCUGGAUUGUUUGUGUUUUAGGUUUGGGGGCUUGCUUGGGUUCCCUUUUUUCUUCUGAAUAUAUAAAAUUAUGUUUUGUUUCUAGAGGAAGCCAAGAACCAUUCUCUACCUUUGAAAGGGGCAAAUUUUAUCUUAGUGGUGUACAGUAUUUUUUUUUUAUAUAUAUAUUUUACUUUUAUUAACCUGGUUUUGGUUACUUGAGGAAUUUUUAUGAUAUUGUACUCUGGACACAAAUACUAACUGAAAUGCCGAUGGGUUGGAUUCUGUGUUGUGUAAAUUGUGGCCCACUUUGAAGUCCCUAAAACAGACUUACGUGUUUUUAAGUGCCUUGAUAGGCUCACUUCUGAAGUGCAAAGCACAGAUAUAGGACUGAGCAGAGCUUGAAACAAUAUUAGAAUUUCUAUCUAGGGCACUUACUUGUGCAUGGUGUAAAGUAAUCUGUUAUAAAAGCCAUAGUUUACUCAAGUUGAUGAUGUCCUGCUUUUACUACAUUGAAAAAACAUAAUUUGUAAAAUUGUGCAUGUAGAACAUAAAUGUAAGACAACAACAAUUAUUUCUUAAUUAUUUUUGACAUAAUUUGUAAAGGUGUGCAUGUAGAACAUAAAUGUGAAACAACAAAAUUCUUAAUUAUUUUUGAUAUUGACUAAUAUAUUCUGUUCAACAGAUGUUUAAAGUUCUACAAGCAGGUCUUUUUCCAUCUCUCAAUAUCUGUGAUAUUAAAAUUUGAGGAUGUUGAAAUGUAAUAGCUAUUGCAUUUCAGCUUCUUUCUACAUGUUAAGUGCACUGUAAGUGUAAAACUUCAGGUUAUUUAUGGAAUUGCCAUCUUGAGAAAGGAUGCUGAACUGUGAGGUUUCCUAGCAGUUGCCAAAUGAGCCAUAAGUGCAGAAUCCCCUUGUACAUCAAAGCGGAGGGAAAAAUGAGAAGGGUUAGUGGCAGGCAUUAGUUUGUUUGGGAAAUCAAAAGAGACAGGAUUAAGUAUGGGGAGUCAGAUUCUAGAAAGUCCCGUUUUAAAACCCUGGAAUAGAAUGGUGUUUAUUACUUAUAAACAGUCUUGAAGACUUCCUUUUAGAAGUCAGCUUCCAUGAGAAGUUAAAAAUAAAUACUUAGUUUUAGGUACAGACAUUCAACAUGGAAUUUAAUGACUAUUUGGGGGGAAAUUAAUUACUUUUUAGCAUUUCCAUUCAGUGAAUGGAUCUGAUAUUUGCCUGUCAUUUUAAAUGAUACACUACUUUGAUUAUUGGUGCAGUUUGAAGCAUCCUGACUUAUUUUUCCACUGUGAAAUCAAGUAAUAAAAAUACUAGCUCGGUAGUUAAUAACUUUUAAAUUUCAGUUGACAUGACAUUCUGUUGAAUUGCCAUCAUCAAUUACAAGAUCGGGGAUUUGGUUUUUAGAAUUAAUAUUGAGGUUCCCCCAUCAGGUUUGUUCUUGAGAAAUACGCUUUUCAGACUCUGAGUUUUAAUUUUGUCAGUUUGGAUAAAUUGUUUCCUUCAAUUCUCAUUCUCUCUCUGUCUCUGUCUGUGGUGUGUGUGUGUGUGUGUGUGUGUGUGUGUGUGUAGUUAGAGACACAUACCUUUCCUCUAGUAAAAUAGAAAUGCUUGCUGUGAAUUUGUAUGCAUAUACUUAGUGGAAAAGAGGCUAAAACGAAGUAAAUUUGGUUUUGUCAUUAACAAGUGAACAAUGAUAGAAUUGAAUGCCCUUGCAAUUAUGAUCACUAGGAACUGCCUUUUUCUCCAUUUCAUUUCUGUGAUGGCCAUUGCUCACCAAGUACCAAUAAUAAAAGGAACAAAAGAGCUUGGAAAAGGUAGAUAAUACUGGGCAUUUAUUAGUAGUGCUUAUUUAUGAACUGACAGCUAACUGAUUUUCUUAAAAUAAUUUUUUUAGUAUCUAAAUAGGUAAUAUCAAGCAUUAUGAGUUGCUUUAGAAUUCUGAUGUUUGAGUCCUCUCUGUACAGGAAAUGAAGCACAUAAUUACUCACUGAAAGUCUUCCAUAAUGUAUUUGACUUCAUAUCAGCCUAGUAACUAGGGGCUUCCAUAGUGAGAGAAGAGUGAGAGGUUGUUUCUGGUCCUUUAAGCCUUACAUACAGUACGCUGUAAGAAUGGCAAACUGUUCCUAGAAACUAGUGGUUCCUAGUGGAGGGACUUAGCUUCCCACUACCCUAGGUAGGAGUUAUUUUCACUGUGCCAGAAUCUCAGGUGCCACGGUUCCAGGUAGUCCCUCGAUUUGGGGAAAUAAGGAGAUUGUGUGUGUGUGUGUGUGUGUGUGUGUGUGUGUGUGUGUGUGUGUGUGUGUGUAGAAAGAGGAGAAGUUCUUCUGGGGAAAGGCCUGGCAUGUGUACAUGGUGGUAGAUGGCUAUAAGUAAGGAAACACUAGAACAAAAGAGAAAGUCAGUUUAAUAAAAACUUGCUCUGAAAGUAAAAUGCCCUGUUAUAAAAUAAGGAUGAAAGUUUAUUUUUCAGAGCUUGCUUAUACAUGUCUGUUAGAUUCUUUUUAGAUCUGUUAAUUUAUAAAUAAAUAAUUAUCUCCCCUUUCUUUGUUUUUGAGACUGGGUCCCUCUAUGUAGCCCUGGCUAGCCUGGAGACCAGGCUAUAUAGACCAGGUUGGUCUCAAACUCAGAGAUCCCUUGCCUCUGCACCCUACAUGCUUGGAUUAAAGGUAUGUACCACCACACCUGGCUACCCCAUUUUUAUACAGUUAUAAAAGUGCAAGUUGUUUUUUCUCAUUCUUGCAUAAGCUCAUCCCAUACAAUUUGAAUGUAGUAUGUUACUAUUAUAUUGUUAUCCACAGUGCUUUGGUUAAAUGUGGACAUGAUGAAAGAAGUUUUAGGACUGAUUUAGUUGUCAGAGCAGUGGUGGUAAAGAGACACCCACUGAAAUGUUUGUCGUUAGUAGUAGGAGGUGCUGCUGGCCGCGUUCACACUCUGAUUGGUUCUUCCAGUUCCCACAGAAGCCAUGCCCUUAGACUGCCCCAGACAGUGAACAUGUGUGUGUGGGUGGGUGGCUUUGGAGCUCUGUAUACCUUGAAAUGAAAGAUUUAGGUGGUUGCCGCUUUGUAACUCUUAGUCAUUGUAAAUUGUAAAUGGGUAGCAGAGUCUAUUUUUAAUGUCUAUUUCUGACUGCGUUACUACCUGGAUCAUCAGGAUGGAUGAAGCACUACAGUCCCUUCCCAGAAGAUAGAAAUAUGGAUAUUUAUAUUUUGCAUAUGUAAUUACUAGAUUCCAUUUUAUGUAAUGAGCAUUUUCCUUACGUAUAGGAAAAGUAGUAAAACGGAUUUCUUUUAUAGCUUUGUCUACACCCUCUCUGAGAGAGGUUUUGAAUAACCACUGAAAUGGUAGAUUAUGUGAGCUACAAAUAUUAAGUUGUGGAACUUCCUUUUAAAAUGAGUAUGUUGUGUGUUAAUUAACAUCCAAAUGAGAGUUGACUUUCAAAGCAGUUCUCUUUGGAGCACUGUUUAUUUCAGCUAGGUUGCAAAGUAUGUUUCUAGAGCUUGGUAAUGUGUCAUAGGUGCUUUGAGAAUUGGCUUAUGACUAUGUAAGAAAAAUCAGUUUCAUCUUUUUAGUUGCACAAAAACAGUUUUCGAAGCUUAGUAGAACCCACAUUAAUUACCAAAUCAAAUUCACUAACUUGGCUAUUCUCUGAGUACCAAGCCAGUGUGGUAAUCAAGAGUAUAUUUUAGGCUCUAAAUCUUCAGAGAAGACUGCUACAGACAUUGACUGCAUAUCAGAAUAGAAGAAUAGUUUCCUGAUGUCACUAUUGCAAGUGGGAACCAUCAUUUACAUGUGAAAACAUUUUUUAAAAGAGAUUCAGUUUAAUUACUUUGCAUUUAAAUAGCAUUUUAAAACUAAGGUCUUUCUCUAGACCUUGAUUUCUGUUUUUCCCCUCCCUUUUCCUUAAAACCUUUGAAUUGUGUAAGACAGUUUUUAUUGAGAGAAUAGUAGGGAAACAUGGAUCCAGUUUUUCAAACAGCAACUUAAAGAAACAAAGCCUUUACCUGUUUUAUUUUAAACAGGUUUUUCUUUCAAUCUGACUUUAAAGACUGGAUAUUGAAAAUUGGAAUAAAUUUUACUAUUUAAUUAUGCCAAGUUUUAGCCUACCUAUCAUGAAUAACAUUUAAAAUCAUGUAAGUAUUCAGCACAUAUCAUUAAAUUCUGAUUGUCCUUUGACUAUAUACUGGACCAAAAGUUUAUUUGUAAUUUGAAAUGUGAUUGCAUACUAGAUAAACACCUUAUUUUGAAACUUACUUGAUCUGUUAAAGAAUAUACCACUUAUAAACUCAGCUCAGUCUUUAGGACUUUGCCAUAACAUAGAGAUUUGCCAUAGGGGCCACUGUUACCAGCAUGAUUAUAUGUGAGUGAUAAAUAGAGUAGAGGUCUGUUUCAAGAUUUAAUAGGGAAAGUUCAAUAUUAAACAAGGAACACGCAGCAGGAUUCUGAAUGCAAAUGAUUGGAAUUUUUAAGGUUUUCCUCAGAAGUUAAUCUGUGAGAAUUCAUUUUGAAGGUCUAAGACUGCCAUGCUCUCUGUCUACCACUUAUAGUUGGACUUACUUAUAUUCUGACAAAAGAAAAAAUGCAAACUAAAAUAUUUGGUCCUCAGUUUUGUAAGUGUGAUGCAAGUUCCUGGUGCAGGUUUCCCUUCCCCUCCCCUCCCCUCCCCUCCUUCUCUUUUGCACAUAUUGCUACACAGUUCUCAAACAUGCAGUAAGUGAAAUCACUGGCCUCCAUAGAUUUGUGUUUUCCUACUCGGCAUCUGUCGUACGCUCGCUCACAUGCACUCACAACUGAUUUACAGUUCGUUAGUCAUUCUGAAGUGUUGUCCACACAGGUUUUCUUGUUUGCUGGACAGUCUCUUUAUGUCACCAAAGCUGCAGUUACUGGUGAUGUCAAGUGACGGUUUCCUAACUUCUCCCUCAUAAUUAUUCUUAAAGGUGGAUAGUUCUUGUCGUUUUGCACAAAUUUGCAUUUUUGUUUCUGAAAUAGUUGUAUAGGUUGAAAAAUAUAUCAGUGCAUUUUCAUUUCAGAACACUUCUCCUUAAAUUGUUUUGCAGAAAUGACUAUUUUUAGGGAAAAUACUUUUUUACAGCUACUUAUUUGUUAUUUUUGUAUAUGCAUAACCAGGGUGGUGAAAUCACUAAUAUUUUACGGAAGACCUUUACUCUAUUUGAUUUUUUUCCCUAUACAUUUAAGAUAUUACUUAAAAUUAUUAGUAGAAAUAGUGUCAUGAAAACAGCCAAUAAUAAGGAACACUUAAAGUCAGAAUAGAAAUCAUUUCUGAAGACAAAAAUCCGAAAAACUGCCAGUACCAAGUAAUGGAAGCGGAAGGACAGCAUUUGAGUUGUGCACUUGCUUAAGAGAUGCACAGAGACAAGAGUCUGUUCUCAUGAGGGGACAGGUCCUCUAGUCAGGUAGUUAGGUGGAAGAAAAUGGUCUGAAAUAUGAAAUACAACGUGGGCGCCAUAUUGUAAGUUGUGCCAAGAUUAUGCAAAUUGUAGUUACUGAUCAUAGUUUAAUUGCUUCAUUAUUGUUAUUUUAAAGGAAAUACUGAAUGUCAGAAAAUCUGUAAUAUGUUUUAUUUGAGAGAUGUAAAUAAUGUAUACAGUCUUAUAUGUGGUGGAAUGGGAGGUAUUUAAAUUCUAGGUUUUUCUUUUUUGUAAGAAAGAAAAUGUUUAUAAGAAAAAAACCUUAAUAAAUAGUUAUGUUUGGCCACAAA